AUGGAAAAAUUAACUACAAAAUUAAAAAAUAAAAAAGAUGAUUUUUUUUUACCAAGUGAUAUUGAAGCAUUACUUGUUCAUCUAGAAGAAAGUGGUGAAAUAAUUAAAUCAGAGUUUAAAGAAACGUGUACUAAAUUUUAUGACUUAUGCAUAAAUUAUAUAACAGAUUGGACUGCUUCAAACCAACAUAUACCAGAAUUAAAUUCAUUAACAUGGGUUUGUUUGUCAAACAAAGAUGAAAUAAAUUGGUCCAACAUAAAGCCAUCUAUUUCUUUUCUAAAAUUAAAUUUUAAUAUUACUUUAAACGAGGAAGAACUGUAUGAACAAUUUAAAAUGUUUGAACAAUUUUUAAGAAAUAAAACCGAUGAAUGGCAAUGCAAAACAUCUGAAGAAAAAUGGCUGUCAAUUUUUAAAUCAUUUAAAGAGAAUAAUAUUGAUUAUUCUAUGUUAUUAAAAAUUGUAGAAUUUGCAUUUGCAUUGCCUGGAUCUAACGCUGCAGUGGAGAGAAUAUUUUCAUUGAUGAACAGUUGUUGGACAAAGUCACGAGGUAAUUUAUGCAUCAAUACAGUAGAAGCUACUUUAGUCAUUAAGACUAAUUUGGAAAAUAAACCAUGCCAACAAUUUUAUGAAGACAUUUCGAAAAAUAAAGAUUUGCUCAUUCGAGUUCAUAAAACUGCAAAAUAUUCAACAACAAAUCAAAAAUCAGAAACGGAAGCUUCUGGAUCUCAAACAUGA
Messenger RNA from Macrosiphum euphorbiae (potato aphid), 735 nucleotides. NCBI's taxonomy places the organism in Eukaryota, Metazoa, Arthropoda, Insecta, Hemiptera, Aphididae. The record is from the annotation of a GenBank genome assembly.